Messenger RNA from Prunus armeniaca (apricot), 330 nucleotides. Lineage: Eukaryota; Viridiplantae; Streptophyta; Magnoliopsida; Rosales; Rosaceae. The record is from the annotation of a GenBank genome assembly.
AUGAGGACCUUACUUGCACUAUGUGUUGCCUUUUCCUUGAUCUUUGCGUCUUUGCAAGCUGAUGCUAAAAGGUACAAUUUGCAUGAACGUCACCUGGCUCAGCAGAAAAAUGAUCCAAAUCUGCAGGGUCGAAGCACAGAUGAGGCUGUUGCUAGUGACAAAAAGGAUCAAUCUCAGCCUCAAACCACAAACAACAACAACAACGAGGCCAAGCAUGAUGAUCAUGAUGACGACGAUGAUGCGAACGAGAGUUAUGGUAAAUUCGGACAUGGCUCUUCUGAAAGUGAUUCUCACCGUUACUUUGUUGAUGAUCAAUUUCACCCCCAUUAA